Dendroctonus ponderosae (mountain pine beetle) is the source of this 2038-nucleotide messenger RNA. It is a transcript of the gene wg, whose product is annotated as protein Wnt-1. Gene Ontology annotation, biological process: neuron differentiation; multicellular organism development; cell fate commitment. Gene Ontology annotation, cellular component: extracellular region. Gene Ontology annotation, molecular function: cytokine activity; frizzled binding. NCBI's taxonomy places the organism in Eukaryota, Metazoa, Arthropoda, Insecta, Coleoptera, Curculionidae. The record is from RefSeq and is a predicted model, not a curated record.
GCAGAACAAAACCAAAAACUCCUCCUCCGAACCUACCGAUUCGGAAAUGGUCGUGAAACUUCGACGUUCGGAAGGCAGCAUCCCUAGCUUGGUCCAGUUGAUGGCUCAAAGUAAAUACCGAAGUGCACAGAAUUGUUUAUUUUUUGCGGAAGAUCGGUAACGGACAGCCGUGUGAUCUAUUGACGCCUCAUUUGUGAAACCGAGUUUUUGAAAAUUUACCCCCAGUCAUUUUUCUCUCAACAUGCAGUUCUCUUGCAAAAAAAUGCAAACUUUCGCGAUAACGGCCUACAUUGUUAUUUGCCUCUCCCCAAUUUUUGUGAAAUUUGUGCAAGGAAAUGUGGACACUGGUGUAAUGUCCAAAAACAAGAACCGCGGGAAGGGAUCUAUGUGGUGGGGUCUCGCGAAAGCGGGAGAGCCAAACAACAUUUCCCCAACCCACCCGGGAGUUAUAUCUCUGGAUAAAUCGGUGUACGGGACUUUACGGCGUAAGCAGCGACGGUUAUCCAGAGAGAAUACUGGUCUUCUAGAAGCGGUCGCGAGAGGAGUUAGUCUAGCCAUUAGUGAGUGUCAACAUCAAUUUAGGAAUCAACGCUGGAACUGCAGCAUCAAAAAUUUUUCCAGAGGAAGAAACUUGUUUGGAAAGGUUGUUGAAAAAGGUUGUCCUGAGACAGCCUUCAUCUACGCAAUCACAAGUGCAGCCGUAACGCACUCGAUAGCCCGUGCAUGCACUGAAGGUACCAUCGAAAGUUGUUACUGCCAAAAACACUACAGCUCCCCUCAACAAAUCACCGAUGGUAAAACUAAAGAAGUUUCAACUGCUAGACGUUUUGAGUGGGGAGGAUGUUCAGACAAUGUUGGGUUUGGCAUUAAAGUUGGCCGUGAGUUUGUUGAUACGGGAGAACGAGGAAAAAGCUUGAGGGAGAAGAUGAACUUGCAUAACAACGAAGCAGGGCGAUGGCACGUUCAAUCGCUAAUGCGACGAGAAUGCAAGUGUCAUGGCAUGUCUGGUUCUUGUACAAUGCGGACGUGUUGGAUGAAGCUCACCAACUUUCGAACUGUUUCUGACGUUCUGAAAGAAAGAUAUGACAAACCUGCGCAUAUUGCAGCUCAUAGUUUAGCAUCCUCCAAACCUAACAAACCUCACGCCAACAGGUUUCCAAAGGGCUCGACAGCUAAUAGCAUUCCUACAAAACGAGAAAAUAAAAGAAAACAUAAAUAUGGUUUCCAGCUGAAACCAUACAAUUCUGAGUUUAAACCUCCUGGAGAUAAAGACUUGGUGUACUACGAGCUGUCUCCGGCGUUUUGCGAAAAAAAUCCAGAAUUCGGCAUUCAAGGGACCUAUGGACGAAAAUGUAAUGGUUCUUCAGAGGGAGUUGACAAUUGUUCGAUACUGUGUUGUGGGCGAGGAUUCAUUAGCCAAGAGGUAAUUGUAAAUGAACGUUGCAAUUGCAGAUUUCACUGGUGCUGUGAUGUUCAGUGCGACAUGUGUAAAGUGAAAAAAAGAAUAGAUACAUGUGUUUAAGUGAAGUGAAAAAAGCAGUGUCUAUAGUUUGCUUGAGGGUUAAUUUGGUUAUACAGUGGAUCAAAUUGCAUUUAUGUCGACUUGAUUUUCUCUAAUUUAAAGAAAGCCCUUUGCUGACCAGUAUUAUCAAAGCCUUUGUUCAAUAUAUGCUCCUCUUCAAAAGUAAAGUAGGAUUGACAUUAUCGCAAACAUUUAAAUGUUUUAAUUAUUUGUCAAUUUAGUGAGUUGAUAAGAUGAUUUGGAAUAAUAAUUUGCGACAAAUGUGCUUAAUUUUGGAAGAUGGGUGUAUAUUAUCAACACUGGAAAUUAGAAAAGUGAAAAAGUGUAGAUAUACAAAGAUUAAAAGUUAUGUAAAUAUUAGAAGACUGAUUUUAACAAUAUUUUAAACGCUUUUACGUUCGUAGCUGUAUAUACAGGAUGGUCGGAAAAUGCGUUAAGAAAUUUUCCAGUAAGCAUGUAUAAAAAUUCUAAAUCUGAAUAUUUCUCGAGUUACAAGCUCCUCAAACUUAAUUUUUU